AUGUUCGGGAUUCAGGAAACUAUAUCGCGGGGUGGGACAACGAUGAAGGAGGAACCGCUGGGUGGGCUGAAUUCAGUCCGCUCAUGGAUGCACACAGCUGGGGUGGUGGAUGCGAAUACAGCCGCCCAAAGGUACGCAUGCCAAAUCAUUUGAUUUUCUCAUGCAUUUCUCAUAUCGACCCUCACUCCCCUGUAUCAAUUACGGUCUCCCAAUGCCCCCCUUCGACUCUCCUCUCUUUCAUUACAUCAUAUUACCCUUAUUGUAACAAAUCAAGAAAUCUCUCAUACUCAAACGUGAUUCCACAUCUUCACUGUUUUCAUCAGCUCCAUCAUCUAUCCCCCGUGUCUGAUACUUAACCGAUAUGGUCUCUUGUUUUCUCCCCGCAGCGGUGUUGGCUUGGCGCGGGCACACUAUGAAAAGCAGCCGCCUUCCAACCUCAGAAAAUCCAAUUUUUUCCAUUUCGUCCUGGCACUGUACGAUAGACAGGGUCAACCCGUUGAGAUUGAAAGGACAGCUUAUGUGGACUUUGUGGAGAAAGAUAAAGUAAGCGCUUCAUGAGAAUAUAAUUUAUUGAAUUUCAUCAUCUGUACUUUGAAAUUAACUUUAUGUAUUUAGAGAUGUAUGUGGGUCAAUAAGACAGGUCACGUGCAAUAUCGAUUUUUUAAACCCCAUUCGUCGAUGACAGGAGAGUGGUUGUCAGAGCUAAGUCUUAUUUUUGACAAAUUAUACAUUUUAAAUGAUGAAAUAUCAGAUAGUUAGAUGCUUUAUUUUCAACUCACCAUCAUCUCAUUGUUGAUUGUUUUCAGGAACCAAACGGUGAAAAAACGAACAAUGGGAUCAUUUACAAAGUACAGUUGUUGUACAGCAAUGGUGAGUGAAACAAUUAUUUUCAUAAAGUCAGUAUCACCCAAAAGAUAAAGACUAUAAAUAAUAAUAAUAAUAAUAAUAAUAAUAAUAAUAAUUUACAAUUAAUUGAUUUGCUACUAAAUAAUUAUUUACAGGUAAAAAUAUGUAUGAUGUAGAUAAUAGUUUUAGAAAUUCUCUCGGUUAAAAACAAAUAAAUGAAUUUGUGUUUUGUCAUCAAAUGUACAUCACAUAGCCUAUACAGCCCUACCUCUGUCUUAACUUGGUAUCUUUUCUCCCCCAGGCGUCAGAACAGAACAGGAUAUUUUCAUACGGUUAAUCGAUUCCAUGACGAAGCAGGUAUAACCUACUGUUACUCAUAUAUUCAUACAGCUUGCUUACACUAGAGACAUUGCUUCUAUACUUCACCUGCAUUCUUCACGCAUGCAUAAUAUAGGCUAGGCCUAUUCAUGAAACGUGUUUUCUUUAUGCAAUCAUGCAUUGACUGAAAUUACAUUAUAGAUAGCGUGUAGACUUAUAGCAUGUUUUUCCGCAACUCUUAAGUAAAAAUGUAUCAAGCACUAAAUUACCAUAAGCUUAGCCUACAAUUGUGUGCCUAUACAAUAUAAAUUGAUGGCUUGUAAUGCUGGUGCCUUCUGCCGAUACGGAUAAAGUAUAUCAAUAGAAUAAUACAUACACUUGUUUUGUUUACAUAUGAGAUAUGAUAGGCUAUUGCAUAAUAAAGUAGGCUAUUUUAUUGAUAUGGAGUUACAAGUACGCCCAGUCAUGUUUACAUUUAGGCAUGUUGCUAGGCUUGACCCAUAUUAGGCUAAACAUAACUAGGCCUAAUGUUUGGAAAGAGAUUCUGAAAUAGCUCGUAUUGCUGAAACAUUUCCAUUCUUAUAAGAAUUCUCGAAAUUACACCCCUAAUCUCAUCACAUUAAGGUAAUUACACAUCUGUAAGAGGCCUUAUCUGAUAUUUUUCCACCAUGGUGGUUGUUAUUACUACUAAUUUACCGAGGGUUACAGCAGAUCAUCGGAAUAGAGCCGAUAAAGCUUCCACCACUCCGAGGGAAAAUUCCUCUGCGAAUGAUCAGAGUCAAUGACGCAGAACAAGCAGUUUAUGGAUUUCUCUGUUUCUACAGCUGCAAAUAGCGACAUAAAUCAAAUCAAUAGAGAUAAUCGCCCGGUGCUCAACAAAUAAAAACAGAGCCAUCAAAAAAGUAAAGUGGGGUUCAAUCCCAGUAAGAAUAAAACGUCAACAUUUCAGAGUGUAAUUGUGUAUUCUUUCCUCCUAAUCAUAUAGCCCCACUUUUCAUUCAAAAUGUCUUCAUUUAAUAAAUAAGUGCUAUGAUAAAUAAAAUAUGGCAUGUUACAGUGCCGUAUAAUAUGCUAGGUAGCCUAGUUAACUAAAGGGGAGCAAAGUGCCUCUCUUCAAGAUAGAGAGAGGGAGGAACCGAGGGAGCGAGAGCGGCACAACUGAUAGCUGCACACCAUCUGUUUCAGCCAAUGCUUAAAAAUUACUCAACCGUACUGCCAGACACCGCUUUUUAUCCACGGAAAGAUCAUUGUUAGCAGCUCAAAAUAAACAACAGAUUGCCCAUUAACACUUUCCCCCAAAUAUCCACAGAUUAUAACCAUAUUGAUGACACUUCAUUGAAACUUCCCAUAAAAAGCUUCUUCACAUAGGCUAAUUUGUUAUUACAAAAAUAUGUCUAGGUUAUAAUAAUAAUAGUACUUAUUAUUAUUAUUAUUAUUAUUAUUAUUAUUAUAAGUAUUAUUAUCUGCUAUUAUCAUUUGACAAACAUUGUAACAUGUUAUCAUUUUCGUACGUGUACAACAUUACACUUGUUUUUUUCACCAAUAACAACAUAGCGUAGUUAUAUAUUGGACUCAAUUAUUUUUGAUUAUUCUAUUUUAUUAAACAUAAUGCCGUUUAUAUUUAGGCUAAUGUAAAGAUGAUUAUAUACAGUUGCUCAUGUAUUCAGAUAUUUAAUGUAGGCUACACAUUUGUGUCUUUAUUUUUUCCAAAGGCAAUUAUAUAUGAGGGUCAAGACAAAAACCCUGAAAUGUGCAGAUGUCUUCUUACACACGAAAUUAUGUGCAGGUAAGUGUUGUUGUUUUUAUAUUUUACAUUUGAGUCAUUUAGCAGAUGCUCUUAUCCAGAGCGACUUACAGUUUUUUAGUGAGUGCAUACAUUUUCAUACUGGCCCCCCGUGGGAAUCGAACCCACAACCCUGGCGUUGCAAACGCAAUGCUCUACCAACUGAGCUACACGGGACUUUUUCUCCACAAACUCAAAGAUGUUGAAGAAGUAUACAGUUAUACAUUUAUAUAUUUUCUCCCCACACUUGUUUAUCGUAUUGGCAUAUGACACGGAGUAGGCCUACAAGGAGUGGAAUACAAACAGACUGGUACCCGGCUAGUUGUAGCCUACAGGGCCUCUUAGUCAAUCUAUUAGUCUGAUGCCAGUGAGUCUGCGCCUCAAAUCAUGGAGUCAGGUCUUGGUUGAUCCCACCUGUCAUCAGUGACCAGCGAGCUUUUCAGCGUCGUUUAACCACGCAAAUCUCAAGGUCUCAUGUUCCUCUGCUAUUCAACGGUGUCAUUGAUACUAAAAGGAAAAACGUAUUUUGUUUUUAUUGUUGAGCUCAGCGUGAGCUUUGUGAGAAGUUACUGAAUUCGGAUACUGUCGGUUAACCUUUCUUUUGUUUCACCGGCGCAUUGUUCAAGUUGUUUGAGAGCAAGUGCACCGACCGAGAACUGAGAAUGAUUAGCCUUAAAAACAAACAAAAAAACUCAUCACUCAUACAACAUUUUAUACAUGCAUCCAUCACUUAUUUGUGACACAUGGAAUAUGGUGCGCUCUAGAUAAAAUGUUACUGUCAGUGUCAAAGAGAAAGUGCAUUCUGUAGUGGGAGGCAGGUAGCCUAGAGCUUUGAGCUAAUAACCAAAAUGUCGCUGGUUCGAAUCCCAGAGACAACAAGGUGAAAAAUAUGUGGUUGUGCCAUUGAGCAAGGCACUUAACCCUAAUUGCUCCUGUAAGUCCCUCUGGAUAAGUGCGUCUGCAAAAUGUAAUAAGACUUACUGGAGGCUAUCAUCAUUAAAGAGGGCAUGAGGUUAUAAGUAGCCUAUAGGCCUACUCCAUGAGAGUAUUCUUCUGAUCUUUUUCGCUCUGGUAAAACAUUAAGUACAUUGUUGCACUAAUAUGCAGUAUUAAUCAAAUACACUCAACCUAUCCCUGUAUGCAUGUUGUGGAAAAUGCACAUCACGUGAUUUGACUGAUAGAAUGGACUCGCAGUAGCUUUUCAAAUGCAUUGUCUGUCUUCACUUGCCAUAUGGCAUUAAUCAAUCUCAUUUAGACCUGUGGCCAUUAUACAAGUAUACAUGUUCAUUUAAUUUCAAAUGGUAAGCAGUGGUAUAUUUGUGUUUAAUUUCAGGUUUAAUUAAAGCUCCAGUCAAAAAACUGGAGGUAUACUGUAGGUUUAGAGAAAAGAUGGUGGAAACAUGUGGUGGAGGAUAGAUUAGUGCUUUUGAGGCCAUAAUUGAUAAAUGCCCCACAGAAAUAUUGGUUGAGGGUGGCAUCUUGCAUCUCCCCCAGAAAUAGCAGCUUGGCAAUUAGAGGUAAACAAAAGCUGAAGCUGUGAAAAGUGACUCCCCUGCCUCCUGGCCCAGUCCCCUUUCUACUUUUCUUUCCCUCUUCUCCAGCGCUAAGGCAAACGCUGUACCACAAAAUGUGUUUUCUCAAUUUUCCAUUUUAAUUAUCCAUCAGCAUCCAUUAAAGGAUAGAUUUAGUGUACGCUAUUUCUCUAUUAUUUUUUGUGUUCGAAUUUAACACAAUGACGUUUUACCUUAGAAGGUGGCAUACAUUUUUAUGGAUCUAAUGUUCACUCUAUGGUCUUAUAAACAGUAACAGCCACUGUGGUGAUCUCAAACACACUCUUUCUUCCCCUAGCCGGUGUUGUGAUAAGAAGAGCUGUGGCAACAGGAACGAGACUCCGUCAGACCCUGUGAUCAUCGACAGGUAG
Molecule: messenger RNA, 4868 nt
Organism: Coregonus sp. 'balchen'
Lineage: Eukaryota; Metazoa; Chordata; Actinopteri; Salmoniformes; Salmonidae
Source: the annotation of a GenBank genome assembly